Messenger RNA from Oncorhynchus kisutch (coho salmon), 1545 nucleotides. RefSeq names its product gastrula zinc finger protein XlCGF17.1-like. Gene Ontology annotation, molecular function: RNA polymerase II cis-regulatory region sequence-specific DNA binding; DNA-binding transcription factor activity, RNA polymerase II-specific. Gene Ontology annotation, biological process: regulation of transcription by RNA polymerase II. The coding region runs from base 57 to 1103 and encodes 348 amino acids. The transcript is spliced from 2 exons. The record is from RefSeq and is a predicted model, not a curated record. NCBI's taxonomy places the organism in Eukaryota, Metazoa, Chordata, Actinopteri, Salmoniformes, Salmonidae.
AAGAAGAGGAGGAAGAGGAUGAUGCAUGUUUUCGAGUGAAAGAGGAGGAGGGGGAGAUGACUGUCACAUUGAAAAAAGAGGAGGAAACUGGAUAUCUGGGCUCGGUUUCCCAAAGGCAUGUUAAGGCAUCCAAUGGUUCUAAAGUUGAACGGGCCCUGAUUAAUACUAGAGAGAGACGGGACUAUUGUGGAUCCUCUGGGGAGUCGACAGGAGAGAGAUGUGAGUAUCCUGGGUCCUCUGGGGUGUCUCAACAACAACAACAUGAUGCUGAAGAGGCAGAGAAGAGUCUCUUCAGAUCAGAACACCUCAAGAAACAGCAGCAGAGACCCACAUUGACAAAUCCUUACUGCUGCUCUGACUGUGAGAAGAAUUGCAAAUCUUCAUCAGAACUUAAAAUACACCAGAGAAUCCACACAGGAGAAAAGCCGUACCACUGCUCUCAUUGUGGAAUGAGUUUCUCUAGAUCAUAUUCAUUGAAAACACACCUGCUAAUUCACACAGGAGAGAAAUCUCAUAGCUGUACUCAAUGUGGAAAGAGUUUUACUACAUCUUCCAAUCUGACUAAACACCAGAAAACACACACAACAGAGAAACCUUAUAGCUGCGAUCAAUGUGGGAAGAGUUAUGUUACAUCUAGCUAUCUGACUUUACACCAGAGAACACACACAGGAGAGAAAUCUUACAGCUGUGAUAAAUGUGAUAAGAGUUAUGUUACAUCUAGCUCUCUGACAGUACACCAGAGAACACACACAGGAGAGAAACCAUUUAGCUGUAAUCAAUGUGGGAAGAGUUUUACUACAUCUAGCUCUCUGAAGGUACACAAGAGAACACACACAGGAGAGAAACCCUGUAGCUGUACCCAAUGUGGAAAGAGUUUUACUCGGUCAAGCUCACUGCAAAUGCACCAGAGAAUACACACAGGUGAGAAACCAUAUAGCUGUAAUCAAUGUGGGAAGAGUUUUACUCAGCCAAAUGGACUGAUAUUACACCAGCGCACACACACAGGAGAGAAACCGUAUAGUUGUACUCAAUGUGGGAAGAGUUUUAUACAGGCAAGCUGCCUGAAAGUACACCUGAGAACGCACACAGGAGAGAAAUCUUAACACUGCUCUGACUUCGACAAGAGUUUUGUUAGCUUAAGUGAUUUAAAAUCUCACUAGAGAACACAUACACAGGAGAGAACCCUUAUAGCUGUGAUCAAUGUGAUAAAUGAUACUUUGAUAAAAGAUCUCUGAUCAGACAUCAGAAAAUACAUACAUGAAAGAGUUGUUUUAAUAAUGUCACAAUGUAGAACCUAAACGUUUGUCCUCUGUUCUAUUGAUUUCAGCGUGAUAUGGAUAUUAGCCUCACGGAAAAAUCCAGGCUCUGAAUUGAAAGAGUACUAUUUAUGUGAUUUAACAAAAAGUGACUAACACAAAAAUAGUUGUUACACUUACCACGUUGGUGACCCACUUGAAUCAAAAUGCAACACUUCAAAAUGUACAGUUGAAGUCGGAAGUUUACAUACACCUUAGCCAAAUACAUUUAAACUCAGUUUUUCACAAU